AAAAAGAAAGAAGGAUGAAUUUCUCAUAAGGUCGUUAUGAAAAAAUAGUAUUGCGCGACUCGCGCCCUCACAGCCUGAAGAUCGUUGUGUUAAAGAAAGCGUUUUGUUUCAAAUUUUUGUGUUUGUGGGAGAAAUGACAUCCCUACCUGAAGUAUUGCAGGGGAAGCCUGUUAACGAUUCCCUCAAACCAAUUUUGUGGAUUGUUGGUACCUGGGAAGCCACUGCUGGGAAGGGAUCCUUUCCUACCAUCAACCCUUUCACUUACUGCGAGCGGAUUCAAUUUUCAUCGUUUGGUCAACCUUUUCUCAAUUAUUCGUCGCAUUCAUGGCAUCCAGAAAAGAAGGUUGCAAUGCACAUGGAGACUGGGUAUCUGCGAAUUAAACCAGGAACUGAUCAAGUUGCAUUCAUGGUGGCUCACAAUUUUGGUCUGACAUCGUUAGAAGAGGGAAACAUAUCUGGUAAUCAAGUUUCUCUGAAGUCAACUCAAAUUUCUCGAAUGUCAUGGGCCAAAGAGCCGGAAGUAACAAAGCUUGAGCGCACAUGGUCUCUCAAUGAUGAUGGUACUUUGGAGCAGGUUGUAUUCAUGGAGACGAAGACAUCUUCUCUUUAAUUCAUUAUCAAUAAUGGAUCAAGCAAAAUGCUUAAAAAAAUAGCAUAGACAUGGAUAAUGUCUAAACAAUGAUCCAAAUCAGGUGGACACAACUAAUAUGGGGAAAAGAGAUACAAAAAAUUAAUAUGAAUCA
Thrips palmi is the source of this 743-nucleotide messenger RNA. RefSeq names its product THAP domain-containing protein 4-like. NCBI's taxonomy places the organism in Eukaryota, Metazoa, Arthropoda, Insecta, Thysanoptera, Thripidae. Bases 134 to 610 code for a protein of 158 amino acids. The transcript is spliced from 5 exons. The record is from RefSeq and is a predicted model, not a curated record.